GUCUAUUUUAAACUUUUAUUACUUCUUAAAAUAAUGUAAAAAGUUAUCAAGUAUUAAACAUUUUAUUAAAGUUUUUUUAUUGUAAGAAUUAUUAUUUAUAUAUUAAGAAUCACAACACGAAAGGACAUAAGGUCUUAUUAAAAUUACAAAGAGGACAUGAUAGGCAGUUGCCACCUAGAACGGUGGCUUCUAGAGGCUGCACCUCUGUUUGUAUAUAAAAAAAUAAAAAUAAAAAUAAUAACAGAAAAAAAAGGGAGCUUUUCCUCCUAUAUAUACCGAGCAUAGAUUUCUUAUUUCCUACGUACGAAGUCUAGAAUUAUAGAAAUGGAAGUUCACAUAGUUUCAAGAGAGAUGAUGAAGCCAUCUUCACCAGCCAUUAAACAUCAAAAGCCCUACAAACUCUGCCUUCUCGACCAGCUUACUCCUACAACUUAUAUUCCAAUUAUAUUUUUCUACCCUAUGAACAAUUUGUUUACCAAAUCAACCCUAGCCCAUCUAAAGGAAUCUCUUGUUAAAACCCUCAAUUUUUACUACCCUUUUUCUGGAAGAGCCAAAGACAAUCUCUAUAUUGAUCGUUUCGAAGAAGGAGUUCCAUUCUUUGAAGCAAAAGUAAAUUGUUCAAUGUCUUAUUUCCUGAAACACUAUGAAACUGAGUCAUUAUCCAACCUUUUCAUCCCAAGCCACCCAUUUAGCAAGGAAAUAGACAUGAGUAUAGCACUUGUAGCAGUUCAAGUGAGCAUGUUUACUUGUGGAGGAAUAGCAGUAGGUCUGUGUUUGUCACACAAGUUAAUUGAUGCAGCUACAGCUUCAAGUUUCGUAACUACUUGGGCAUCUUUUUGCCGUGGAGAUCCUAAGAAUGUGAUACAACCUGAUUUCGAGCAACCAUCAACAUUUUUUCCAUCAAGCACUUCAUUACCUCAAAAUUAUUUAUCUCUGAUGGAAAGAAUAUGGUUCGUUAAAGCUAACUACAUUACAAAGAGAUUUGUGUUCGAUGCAAAAGCAAUAGCUGCACUAAGGGUUAAGGCAAAAGCCAAACUUGAAGCAGAACCAACUCGCAUUGCAACAUUAUCAUGCUUCAUUUGGAAAUGCUCUAUGGCAGCAUCAAGGGCAAUAUCAGGUGCACCAAAGCCAUCGAUUUUAGUGGAAGCCGUAAAUCUCAGGCAAAAAACAAAGCCACCCAUGAAAGAUAGCUCUACUGGGAAUCUGUUCUGGUGGGCAGUAGCACUUGCUAGCCCUACAGACACAAACAGUACAGAAUUGAAUGAGCUGGUAAGCAUGCUAAGUGAAGCAAUUGCAGUGUAUAAAAGCGAUUAUACGCAUAGUUUACAGGGUGAAAACGGGUUGAAAAUAAUGUCCGAGUACUGUGAGCAACUAGAAGGGAUGUUUUCCUUGGAAGAACCUGACAUUUUUGGAUUUACAAGUUGGUCUAAAAUGCCUGUCACUAGACCAAACUUUGGAUGGGGAGAACCAUUUUGGGUUGGUCUAAUGGCAAAAGCUGGACCUGAAUUUAGAAACUUUACUGUAUUUAUUGACACAAAGGAUGGUAAAGGGAUUGAAGCAUGGAUUACUUUGGAUGAAGCAAGAAUGGCUAUUCUACAAAGAGAUCCUGAGUUCUUAGCAUUUGCUUCUCCAAAUCCAAAGAUUUCUAGCCUCUAAAUAUUGUUUCUUUUUUCAAAUAUAAUAUUAUAUAUGUGUCAGCGUGCCUAUAAUUAAGUUUAGUGUGUUUAAAUUUUUUUGUGAUGAUUACUUAACUUUUCUUCCUUUUUCUCCUUUC
Molecule: messenger RNA, 1774 nt
Organism: Ricinus communis (castor bean)
Lineage: Eukaryota; Viridiplantae; Streptophyta; Magnoliopsida; Malpighiales; Euphorbiaceae
Product: vinorine synthase-like
Exons: 1
Coding region: 325-1656 (443 amino acids)
Source: RefSeq, a predicted model, not a curated record